AUCUAGAGUUUACCAUUUGAACACAAGACAUUUUUACACACACACAACAUCAUUGAGUGUGUAUCUCUCUCACCUGCACAUCAAAAACUUCUAAAGAUUCAAACUUUAGGCCAGCCCUUCACUUAAAAAGGCUACACUUUGUUUUACAGUUCGAUUCUUUCUUCUUUGGAGGUGGCAACGAAUCUAAAACUUUUUCUGCAAAGAUAAUCAUGUUUCUGCUUUCAUAUGUCACAAUGAUAUCUCAAUUAGUUGUGAACCAAGACGUUUAUUGACGACAUCUUUACUGUCGGGCAGUUGUAAAAUCUUUUGAAAUUUUCCGAAGAAGAUAUUAUAGUUUUUCAGUCUAGUAAUUUGGUAUUUUUUAAAUGCAAACAUUCCAUGGAAGUCAGAGUUCUGGAACUACCCAGAGGCUGUAUUACCAACCAAUGCAGCAGGUGGAACCAUAUUGGAUACAGAAUAAAAAAGCCUCCUCAGAUAAUAGCAGUCAAGAGACAGCACAUUCAUCUCCUCACGAUGAACAGUUCUUUACCCUGGACUCAUCUCCAGCUGAUUAUGUCACCUAUGAUUCACCUUCUGUUGCAAGCAUCUCUUCUAAUCGAAGUCCUUUCUCUUCCCAAUAUUCUCAGUCAUACCGGUCAGAUCAACAUCAAUCUCCUGAAAAUACAUAUGGGUCACCAGUGAGUGGCUCUUCCAUGAUUGAUGAUGGGAAUGCACUGAAGCAUAUUUUGAAGGAACUAGAAAGUAAAUUGCUAGGGCCUGAAUCUGAAGCUGAUGAUGUUUGCAGUUACUCCUUCAACAGUGCUACCCCUGAAGUUACCUCUUUGACAAAGUAUGAUAGAUUGUUGCAAAUGGUUCCAAGCUUGGAUGUCAAACAAGUGCUUGUUGCCUGUGCUGAAGCAAUAGCAGAUGGUGAUGUAUCAAGUGUUGCUCCGCUAAUUAAUGUUUUGGAACGGAUGGUUUCAGUUACCGGGGAUCCUAUGCAACGGCUGGGUGCAUACAUGAUGGAAGGGAUUAAAGCACGAAUGUUAUCCUCUGGGAGCAUAAUUUACAAAAAGCUGAAAUGCAAUGAGCCCACAAGCUCUGAACUAAUGUCUUACAUGGGUGUCAUCUACCAAAUUGUUCCGUUCUACAAAUUCGCAUACAUGUCUUCCAAUGUUAUCAUCAAAGAAGCCGUGGAAUAUGAGCCUGUAAUCCAUAUUAUUGAUUUUCAAAUAGCCCAAGGCAGCCAGUGGGUUUCCCUCAUUCAGGCUCUCUCAUCACGGCCUGGAGGGCCCCCAAUUGUCCGUGUCACAGGUGUUGAUGAUUCCAAUUCAGCUUAUGCUCGAGGUGGGGGACUUCAACUGGUUGGGGAGAGGUUAACAAAAGUUGCAGAAUCAUGUGGGGUUCCAUUUGAAUUCCACGGUGCAGCCAUCAAUGGUUCAGAGGUCAAGCGUGAAAAUCUCAGGAUUCGACAAGGUGAGGCAUUAGUUGUGAACUUCCCAUAUGUGUUGCACCAUAUGCCAGAUGAAAGUGUAAGUACCGCAAAUCAUCGCGACCGCCUAUUAAGAUUAAUCAAGAGUUUGUCCCCCAAGGUGGUGACCCUUGUUGAACAAGAAUCUAAUACCAACACUUCUCCCUUCUUACUUCGGUUUAGAGAGACCCUUGACUAUUACACAGCCAUGUUUGAAGCAAUUGACGCAUCUCGCUCUAGAGAUGACCGGCAGAGGAUAAGUGCAGAAGAACAUUGUGUAGCACGAGACAUCGUCAACAUGAUAGCAUGCGAAGGUGAAGAGAGAGUGGAAAGGCAUGAACUAUUUGGUAAGUGGAGCUCGAGACUUCGAAUGGCUGGAUAUACACAAUGUCAGCUAAGUCACACUGUGGGGGGUGUCGUACAAGAUAUGUUGAAGGAGUAUAGUGGGUAUUUUAGGCUUGAACACCGUGAUGGGGCGUUGUAUCUUCGAUGGAAGAACCGAGAUUUGGUCACUUGUUCCGCAUGGAGGUGAAAAUGCUAAUGUUAGUGUCUGCUAUGUAGCUUCUGUAAAUUUUGUGGUGAGGACUUAAACUUAAUGCAAUGAUAAAAAGUGUUAUGUGGAGGGUGGAGUUGCAGCUUGUUAGUCAUAAAAUCUUGUUAUCUUGUAGCACUAAAGAUAUGAAAUAGACUAAUUUCAGUUUUCUAUCAUCA
Messenger RNA from Daucus carota subsp. sativus, 2161 nucleotides. RefSeq names its product scarecrow-like protein 13. The coding region runs from base 366 to 1982 and encodes 538 amino acids. Gene Ontology annotation, cellular component: nucleus. The transcript has 2 exons. Gene Ontology annotation, molecular function: DNA-binding transcription factor activity; sequence-specific DNA binding. The record is from RefSeq and is a predicted model, not a curated record. NCBI's taxonomy places the organism in Eukaryota, Viridiplantae, Streptophyta, Magnoliopsida, Apiales, Apiaceae. Gene Ontology annotation, biological process: regulation of DNA-templated transcription.